AUACAUCACAAGACAGCACUUUCCACUGGCCUCUGUCACCUCCUCACCUCUCCCCUCAUGAAAUGCACAGUCUAAACUACUUUUUAAAAGGCUCCUUUGGGACACAGUCUUCUCAAACUGUGGAUGUCUGCCCUGUAAUGGAGCCGCAGACAUAAGUGUAGCUUGUGCAGCGUAACUUGUGCCUUGUGAUCUUGCUGACAGCCUUUGAGUGACUGGUGCGCUCGAAGGCGGACGGGAGGCGGAGGAGUGUGUCCAAUGGCACGGCUGAGGAGGCGGUGUACGGUGACAGAGAGAGGCGGGCUGCGGCAGCCAGCUGUUGGAAAGCAGCGUCCCUGAACCAUCCAGCACUACUGCACCAGUGUUUGAAACUCGGAGGGAACCAGCGGAGAAGGGGAUCGGCAGCAGGUCUUUUACAGACUGUCAGACAGCAGAAAAAAUGGGAAGAAAGAAAAUACAAAUUUCUCGUAUUCUGGAUCAGAGGAAUAGACAGGUGACUUUCACCAAGCGAAAGUUUGGCCUGAUGAAGAAGGCCUACGAGCUGAGUGUGCUGUGUGACUGUGAGAUCGCCCUCAUCAUCUUCAACAGCACCAACCGUCUGUUCCAGUACGCCAGCACAGACAUGGACAAAGUGCUUCUCAAGUACACAGAGUACAGCGAGCCACACGAGAGUCGUACCAACACGGACAUACUGGAGACUCUGCGUAGGAAGGGCCUCGGCCUUGAAGGCUCAGAGCUCGACAGUGAGGAGAGCAUGCAGGUGGCCACUGAUAAAUAUCCUCUCGGCGAGGGCAUGGAUCUCUCUGUGGCUCGCCCGCGCUUCUAUGGUCCGUCGCUCCUCUCUCCGGAGGCCCAGUUCCUGGUAUCUGCAGGCUGUGAGAACGGCUUCCCCAACUUCUCCGGGUCCAGCGUGGCAUCCCACAGACCUUUGGGCUUUAAAUCUCUGAGCUCCAGACCCGGCUCUGCCAGCCCAGCUACACCACACGCACAUGCUGCAUUCAUGUCUCCACACUCUGGUAUCAGCUACCCUGUGUUCUCCCAUGGCAGCCUGAAUCGAGCUCUGGACAUGAAAAGCCCUCCUCCUCUGAACCUGGGCAGUUCAGAGAAUCAGCGAGGAGAUGCUGCUAAUCAGGGCAUGGGGGUCACACGUGCUAACCACAGCUCUGCUCAGAGGGGUGUCUUGUACCAGGGCUUGCACAGCAGCAGCUCCAUGGUAGCCAUGGGCAAGGCAGGGCUGCCGGGUCACAGUCUGGGAGGCUAUGGCCUCCCGUCUCCUGGAGCCUCUGAGUACAGUCAACCUGGUUUUUAUCAUUCAGUAAGUCUACAUCGAGGAGCAGGGAACCCCUGGCAGCCAGCGCAGUCACCUCAAGAGCCACAUGGGCCCCAUAUAAGCCCAGGGAUGUCCAGUGGAGGGUGCUCCUUCCCCUCCCAGUCUUGCUCCCCUCCACAUCUGCCCUCCCUCAACCUCAGCAUCAAAUCAGAGCGCAGCUCUCCUGAGCACAUGUCCUCACCCACCUCCCCCCCUCUACACCACCUCAGGCAGCACUCUCCAAUGAGCAAGCCCGAUUCGGCUCGCCGUACCCCUCCGGAAGGCCAUCCAGCCAAUGACACGAAGGAGUUUACCAAGGCCAGCUACCCGCAGGAUGAAGAGGAAGGGGGGCAGCAGCUCAGGCAGUUAGAGAUAAGUGAUGGGUGGCAGAGAUAGCUGGCUGCUGCAGUCUAACACCAUCUACCAUUCGGUCAGUUAUCUUCCAUCAAAACCAGUCCUCUCUCUCUCUCUCACACACACACACACACACACACACAAACACACAGAUUAAACACAGAAGAUACCGAAAUGGAGUCAAUUUGUCCCCAUCAUCCCAGAGAGGAACUCCUGUCUUUGUCUCCUCACACAGAGCUGGUCUCUCAUGGGCGAUGGAGUAUUUUCUCUGCAUCACUUGAUUGAACCCAUGAGGAGACAGAUGCUGAGACAUUUGCUUUUUGUUUGGUUAGGUUUAGUUUUCUGUGUUGAGCUAAUGUGAGGCAAAAUACAGUCUGAAAUGUGUUGGUUUUGUUCUGUGACUUAGGUGAAGUUAGUCCAGCAGCCCCUUGGGACCAGCUGAAUUUCUCCUCUCCAAAACUGCAAGACUGCCUUAGCUUGUAGCCCAAACUCUGUGACAUUGUCUCUCACGUAGAAUCAGUUAGAUGUCACCCAUCACUGGAGCCUUGGCCUUUUCUGAAAUACACUAGGACAUUUUAAAGAAGUUCACAUUCUUGCAAAACUGUUUUCAAAUGUUUUGUGCAGUAUGUGUGUCACUGAUUGUUCCUUCAGUGCAUGCUGCUUGUGGAAAAAAAAUCCCUUCAUAAUGAUGAUGAAAUCCACAGUCUGCACAAAUGCAGUUCAAAAUUUAGCUAAAUCAGCAGUCCGAAUUAAUCAAAUCAAGUUGGUAUCUUUAAAAUGUAGUCUUUUUUGUACAAAAUUUUACCUUAAUGUUUGCCCACACAGUGCUUCAUUGCUGAGCUGAGUGUAUUUGUGAAGCACAACCUCAUACAGAAGCAACACAAGGAGGGAGUUUCAUACUAAAAAUACUUUCACUUUGCUAAAUCUCAUGUUGAUUUGUCUGACUCAAGACUGCUGAAGUCACGUAUUAGCUCCAGAUGACCUUUGUACACAGAACAAGGACAUUGGGAUCACAUUCAUUGGACAUGUGAUUAUUGUUUGAAGACAAACUUGAAAAAAUGUGAAUUUAUCCUUUAAAAUUCUGGGCUUCAGUUUGUCUCAGGGACUUGGCUUAUGGUUUCUUCGGGAAAACGGCUUAUUUCUAUGUUUGUUUCUUUUUGUUGUGUUAUUCCUGCAGAUAACGUUAGUUUCAUCUAUUUAAUUUAAUCCAACAGUACCAAAUGUUAUGAUGGCCCUCUGUGUUGCGGUCAAAUACUGCAACAGUCAAAGAUAUCACAUGUUUGUCUGUUUUGGGUCUAAUUUAAUUGAAGUAAUAUAAAAAAAAUGGUCAGUUAUUUUUUUCCUGAUAGAUCAUUUACUAACUGCAUACUGUAGACAUUAUUAAGCUUUCCCUCGUUGCCUUAUGAUAUUAUGACAUAUGAGACACUGUAAUGAGUGAGUCUAAAUAUUCAUAGAAUUCUUCAUAAAAAACCCCCAUAUUACAUUUUUUUAUUGAAGAAUGUUUGGAUUUCAUUGUAUGUGUUAAUGUACCUGUUCUGCACUGUAUUUUUGUGCACUGGACUUUUGUGUGUUUUAGAUUUGCAUAUUCAUCUUUAGUUCUGCCAAUGAAAAAAUACACUUGGGUUUGAAUGAAUUUCCCCUCAUUGUCCACAAGGGGUCGUCUUAUGUCUCAAAAUGUUUAUUUGGGACCAUGUAGAGCAGGGAAGACGGUCCCAGACUAUUGGUGAUUAAUUAUUAUCUAAUGAAUCUGUAUGACAACACACAAGUUCAUUGGUUCACCCUGAAGGCAUUUAACAAAUACAUGGUGACAAGUGAGCUGACUGGUGGAGGUCUUCAAGUUCAAGUGCUGCUGUGGAAAUGGCUGUUUCUUCUUCUUCUUUUUUCUUUUAAAUGCAGUUAUGUGGAUUAAUAUCAGCAUGAAAAAACAAAUUUUCAGUAUUCUGAUGUUUUGGGUUGAGUUUUUAUAAUUUUGCUGAACGCUUCACUAAUAGAACAGAUAUUUUAUGAUUUUAUUUGACAUUUGUUGUGAUUCCUUUUAAAUAAAACCGGUUUGAUUUGUA
Scatophagus argus is the source of this 3720-nucleotide messenger RNA. It is a transcript of the gene mef2b, whose product is annotated as myocyte enhancer factor 2b. Gene Ontology annotation, biological process: positive regulation of transcription by RNA polymerase II. The coding region runs from base 437 to 1702 and encodes 421 amino acids. The record is from RefSeq and is a predicted model, not a curated record. The transcript is spliced from 10 exons. Lineage: Eukaryota; Metazoa; Chordata; Actinopteri; Scatophagidae. Gene Ontology annotation, molecular function: protein dimerization activity; DNA-binding transcription factor activity, RNA polymerase II-specific; RNA polymerase II cis-regulatory region sequence-specific DNA binding.